UCUUUGUCCCUUUCGAUGUGCCAAAGGAAAGAAGGAUUGUCCAAAUGUGGAAGAUGCAAGCAGGCAUUUUACUGCAAUGUGGAGUGUCAGAAAGAAGAUUGGCCCAUGCACAAGCUGGAAUGUUCUCCCAUGGUUGUUUUUGGGGAAAACUGGAAUCCCUCAGAGACUGUAAGGCUAACUGCAAGGAUUCUGGCCAAACAGCAGAUGCACCCAGAGCGAACAACUUCCGAGAAGCUGUUGGCCGUGAAGGAGUUUGAAUCGCAUCUGGAUAAAUUAGACAAUGAGAAGAAAGACUUGAUUCAGAGUGAUAUUGCUGCACUUCAUCACUUUUACUCCAAGCACCUUGAAUUCCCGGACAGUGAUAGCUUGGUGGUCCUCUUUGCACAGGUUAACUGUAAUGGCUUCACAGUUGAAGAUGAAGAGCUUUCUCAUUUGGGAUCGGCAAUAUUUCCCGACGUUGCAUUGAUGAAUCAUAGCUGUUGCCCCAAUGUCAUUGUGACCUACAAGGGGACCCUGGCAGAAGUAAGAGCUGUACAGGAGAUCAGCCCAGGAGAAGAGGUGAGUGUGUGGCCGGCGGCAGCCGGGGCCGUUGGUUUCCGCCUGCGGUUUUACAGGGCAGUCUGGAAGAUUCCGUGUGGCAGCGCUGGGCAAGACGGGCUGGGAGUGAGCCCAGCAGCUGCACUAUUUCCAGCCUCGGGCCUUGCAGGUUAGUGAUCAGGUUCAUGACCCAUGCCUUCGAGCCUCAUGCUUUUGCCUUCCAUUCGAUGCUCCCCAUUUCCGUCUGUGGCCAAGAAAAAACAGAAAAGAAUAAAUUCGAGCUCAGUCCCUUACAAAGAUUUACAGAGAUUUACAGAGAAAGAACACUGCCAAAAUACCACAGUGAAAUUUUGGAUGCUCCUAGGCAUCUCUGUAUUUCUACCACCAAACAUUGAAUUUGAGCUCUUUCUUUUUUAAUUAGCAAAUUUUGGCCUGUUUUUCUCCCCCCAGAAGGUCAAUACCAUUGUUAUCUGAAAGAGAGAAAAGCCAGCCCAGCAGUAGCUAAAGAGUUAAAACUCCAAAUGGACACAUCAGCCUUGCACAUGCUGUCAAUUCCACAUCUGACCUCCAGAGAGACCAUUUUCUAGGAAUGCGGUUCAGGUAGCUGGCCGUACACACCAACAGGGCACGGGGAGGCAGUCUGUGGCCAAGAGGCCCCCUCCUAACUUAGGGACUCGGAGAAAGCCAGGUGUUCUGUCCCCUGCACAGUGAUGCCCUCUCCUUUCCCAGGCCCUGCCUCCGUGACCACCUUCUAAGAUGCCUCCAGAAGGCUCCAAACGGCUGCUUGGCGAAUCGCUGGAGGAUGCUGUGUGUUCUUAAGUAAAUAAUAAACUCCCUAGCAAGGACACAUGAAUUGGUAGGGAACAUAAUCACAUACUCAAUUUCAAUUUAAUCGUCUUCAGUGCUAUUUUAAGGUUCGUGUCUGGAUAUUUUCAAUUUUAAAUGCAGUGAUCGGUGUGCUAAAUGAUCAAGGCCUUGGCUUCUCCAGAAGCUGUUAACCAACCCACAGCCAAACGACCUGAAGGCCAGGGCACAGAUGAGACUUUCUGCCCUUCGCUUAAUUCAUCAUGACGAGGGUACCCUGUUUUCGGUUGGGGCAUCUUGGUUUCCAGAUACCUUGCGACUACGCCGAUGCCUCUUUUGUUAAAAUACACAGUCUCAGUGGGUCAGAAUGUAAGUCACCAGGCUCCAGGGCUCCCAUGGGGCCAGGUGGGGACUCCGCAGUCUAUCACCUAGACGGGCUCUGCCUCCGCUUGCGCAGCGACACUGAGCGGCCUCUGUCGCCAUCUUCUGGGCCCUUGUGUUUGUUGCGCGAUGUGUUCAUCUGUCAUGUCAAAGAAAUGAGGAGGGAGGCCGGGUAGAGCUUGCUCCUGUUGGUUUGCCCUCCCGCGCUGACAGAUCGGAAAUGCGGUAACCUCGCGUUGGGCCAGUCACUGCCUUGGGGGAGACUUGCCCUUCAAAGAGGGUGUCAGAUGAGCCGCGAGGUCUCCAUUACUGCCCUUUGGGUUGGGAGCUUGGCUUGGCGGCGCCUGCAAGCACCCAGCCCUGUGCAAGUCCCCCCUGCCUGCCUGCCAGUGCCCGAGGUUACUGGCACGCUAACGGCUUUGUGACAUCCAUCUGUUUGGUCAGACAUUUGCCUGAUGGUGUGGGAUGAGCAGCAAGUGCCGUCCCAGUGAGUAGAUAAUGGGCAGUUAAAUGCCGGGCUCCUCCAUAUGCUCUAAGUCCCGGUUAUAGACCCCCUUAGAAAAAAGCAAAGACGGGAGGACCCAGCGAGCCCAAAGGCAAGACUUUUCCAAGUUCUCUGGCCCAGCUGGGUAAGGCAGCAGCAUGCUGGUGUCCUAGAGGCUGUGUCUUCCCUCUGUGGACGUGCCCCAGCCUGCCCGGCCCAGCUUCUUGCUCCCUUGCCGGCUGAGUGCGGAUGUGUCCCUGCCGCCCCUCCACCCAGCAAGGCGUUCGAGCUGGCCCAAGCCGUGAAAGAAACGAGGCUGAAGGAGGGCCGCGCAGACACAGACCCGGGCCAGUCUCAAGGAUGAGUCGGGUCUGUGCAUGUCCUCAUGUGUUGGGGCCAUGCCCUUGCUGGGCAUGCUUUCAGCCCUCCCCAUUUACUGUUCUUGGGACUCCUUGAUUCUUUAGAAGGCGGGAAGAGAGGCUCUUUCUCUCCAGCACAAGGAGGGGGACAAAACUAGGGGAUUGCUGACUUAAAAGAAUAUGGGGUUUUGUUUUAUUUUUUUAAGAUUUUAUUUAUUUAUUUGACAGAGAGACAGCGAGAGAGGGAA
Leptonychotes weddellii (Weddell seal) is the source of this 2813-nucleotide messenger RNA. The record is from RefSeq and is a predicted model, not a curated record. Lineage: Eukaryota; Metazoa; Chordata; Mammalia; Carnivora; Phocidae.